Molecule: messenger RNA, 613 nt
Organism: Brassica oleracea var. oleracea
Lineage: Eukaryota; Viridiplantae; Streptophyta; Magnoliopsida; Brassicales; Brassicaceae
Exons: 4
Coding region: 6-380 (124 amino acids)
Source: RefSeq, a predicted model, not a curated record
CACACAUGGGUGGUGUGAUGUGGUGUGGUGGUCCAACCACGCACGCGAAAGAGCAAAACCAGCAGGGAUGGUCCAGAUGGCUAAAGUUACUUGCCCAAAAAGGGGUCUCAAGGUUUACAAUAUUCCGUUUGAAUAACGAUAAAAGGUUGCUUUUAGUUUUAUUUUCUGUAUCGUCUGCAUGGCCUAAAGCUCGCGCUAACAGGAAGCUGAACAAAGCUGAUGUCUCACAUUCUUUGGGAAGCGAACAAGAACUCAUGGCAAGUGCUCGUCGUCACCACCAUCACCAACUUCACCAUCGCCGCGAAACCCAAGAUGAUGACCCUGUCAUGAAGAAGAAGAGGAUCUUGACCUACAUCAAUUGUUGCAUCAGACCAAACUAGGGCCUAUGUUCCAGAGUUGCAAUUGUAAAGACAUCAGUGUUCUGUAAUCUAUCUGCGCCAUCCGUUAAGAUACUCAUGGUUGGUGUAUACAUUUUGAGUUCUGCCUUCAAGUCCGAUAUGAGAGUUAAGAUAACAUGAACCAAAUUUCUGUCAAAUCCCAUAUAUUAAUUAACACUUACGAGCCAUGCUUGCAAUGUCAAAUUUGCAACUACGCAUGCAUCCUAAACCCAAAA